CUCGGAGCUCAAAGCGCCGUAGCAGUUCUGAAGAACUCAAGCACAUGGCUUCUCCCCAAAAUCAACUCAAUCUGCACAACUCUGUCCUAGCCCUCCUUGAAAGAUGCAUUCAUCUCAAUCAUCUCAAGCAGCUCCAAGCCUUUCUCAUCACUCUCGGCCAUGGCCAGACUCAUUUCUACGCCUUCAAGCUCCUCCGCUUCUGCACUCUAGCCCUCUCCAAUCUCUCCUACGCUCGCUUCAUCUUCGACCACGUCGAAUCCCCCAAUGUCUACCUCUACACUGCAAUGAUCACUGCUUAUGCUUCUCAUUCUGAUCACACUUCAGCCCUUCUUUUGUACCGCAACAUGGUUCGUCGCCGUCGGCCUCGGCCCAACCAUUUUAUCUACCCUCAUGUCUUGAAGUCGUGCACCCAGGUCGUGGGGCCGGGGAGUGCGAGAAUGGUGCAUUGUCAGGUGCUGAGGUCGGGUUUUGAACAAUACCCAGUUGUGCAAACAGCUCUUCUUGAUGCCUACUUGAGGUUUUGGUCUGAUGUGGAAAGUGCGCGUCUCUUGUUUGAUGAAAUGACUGAGAGGAAUGUUGUGUCUUGGACAGCUAUGAUUUCUGGGUACACGAGGCUUGGACAGAUUGGGAAUGCUGUAUUGUUGUUUGAGGAAAUGCCCGAGAGGGAUGUGCCGUCUUGGAACGCUUUGAUUGCUGGUUACACACAGAAUGGGUUGUUCAUGGAGGCGUUAUCACUUUUCAGGAGAAUGAUUGCCGUUGAGGCGGGAGCUUGGGGUCAAGGAAAUAGGCCAAAUCAGGUUACUGCUGUGUGCUCACUCUCAGCUUGUGGUCACACUGGUAUGCUCCGGCUUGGUAAAUGGAUACAUGGUUAUGUUUACAGAAAUGGGCUUGGUUUGGAUUCAUUUGUAUCUAAUGCUCUGGUGGAUAUGUAUGGGAAAUGUGGAUGUUUGAAAGAGGCAAGAAGGGUUUUUGAUAGGACAUUGGAGAGAAGCUUGACAUCAUGGAAUUCCAUGAUCAAUUGUCUCGCCCUCCAUGGGCAAAGUCAGAAUGCAAUAAGUGUGUUUGAGGAGAUGAUGACAUGUGGAAGUGGUGUAAAACCUGAUGAAGUUACAUUUAUUGGCUUGUUGAAUGCCUGUACCCAUGGGGGUUUGGUUGAAAAAGGUUGGCUUUAUUUUGAGCUGAUGACUCAAAAUUAUGGGAUAGAACCUCAGAUUGAGCAUUAUGGUUGCUUGGUAGAUCUUCUUGGUCGUGCAGGUCAGUUUGAAGAAGCUAUGGAGGUUGUAAGGGGAAUGAGAAUUGAACCUGAUGAGGUUAUUUGGGGCUCUUUGCUUAAUGGAUGUAAGAUUCAUGGCCACACAGAUUUGGCUGAAUUUUCCGUUAAAAAAUUGAUUGAUAUGGAUCCAAAUAAUGGUGGUUAUGGUAUAAUGUUGGCAAAUAUAUAUGGGGAGCUAGGCAAGUGGGAUGAGGUUCGGAAGGUUCGGAAGGUGUUGAAGGAGCAGAAUGCCCACAAGACUCCUGGUUGCAGUUGGAUUGAAAUUGACAACCAAGUUCAUCAAUUCUAUUCUGUUGAUAAAACACAUCCUAGAACGGAGGAGAUAUACAAUACAUUGGAGAGUCUGAUUAGUCUGUACUAGCUUAGAGGUGCUGGGGUUUUUCCCACAAUUAUAAAAACGGUUUAAAAAGUAAAAUUUUGAGUUUGCAGGAGUUCAAAUUUGAUUCCUAAUUCUCAAACUACAUGUUUCACAUGCCUACAGCACUAUUCUGCUUUGGAGGGUAACCCUCUCAAGUCCUUAUGGAAGUGGUUGAUGAGGGGCCAAGGUUUUCUUUCUUAUUCUAUUUUUCAUGUUUAAACUUCUUCUUGAACAAGAGAAAAGAGUUGAGGGAUGAAGGAUUAAAGUGGUGCUGAAGCCAGGUCUGCUGUGGCUCUAAAUCCACAAUGCUUGUUUUUGCAUCAUUCCUGCUCAUUCUUGGGGCUUUUGCUACCAUCGUAUUCGUGAACUCCAGUUUGAAGCCAAAGAUGAGUUUGGAAUGGUUGAAACUGGGUUCAUCAAUUAAGCUUUAUAGCCAUUCUCCACAAGGAAUUUGAUGGAGGAAGGUGAGAGUAUGUGGCAGACAAGUAAGUCUGGGUUUCUCAGUGCAGGGAUGGAUCAUGUUGACCUCACUUCUCAACCGCCUCAACCCCCUGGGCUGGAUUGACCCCAUGAACUGCACACCAAAGAAGAUGAUGAUUUUCUAAUUGUUUGCCUUUCAACAUUUUCUGUGACCUUAAAUUCUGAUAGUUGAGCAUCAAUGAACACAUCAUAUCAGUCAGUACUAGUUCUUUGGGUCUGUCAUCCGACUGGUUGCCACCACCCUGCGCAACCAGAGCAGAAAUAAGCUGUUCAAUAUCAUCUGUAAUCUGCAGGUUCUUUCAGAAAACAAGCAGUUUCAGAAGGUUUUGUCAACUGCAUGCAAAAGACUGGUUAUGAGGUAUCCUCUUUUCACUCUUUUUUUUCAGUCCUUUGGUUGUGGAGAUCCAUAUGUAGAAUAUUCUCAUGCAAGUGAAUUUUGUGGAAAGACAAAAUAAUAUACUACAACUUCAUGUUUACAUUAA
Molecule: messenger RNA, 2593 nt
Organism: Vitis riparia (riverbank grape)
Lineage: Eukaryota; Viridiplantae; Streptophyta; Magnoliopsida; Vitales; Vitaceae
Product: pentatricopeptide repeat-containing protein At1g33350
Exons: 3
Coding region: 45-1634 (529 amino acids)
Biological process (GO): RNA modification
Molecular function (GO): RNA binding; protein binding
Source: RefSeq, a predicted model, not a curated record